Molecule: messenger RNA, 2176 nt
Organism: Funneliformis mosseae
Lineage: Eukaryota; Fungi; Glomeromycota; Glomeromycetes; Glomerales; Glomeraceae
Source: the annotation of a GenBank genome assembly
UAAUAGCAAUUAUGGUCUUAUUGCAUGUGCUGCAUCCUCAAGGAUGCUUGAAAUGGGAAAUAUGUUUCUGACUACUUCCAAGGAUUGGGAUGAUUAUGUACAAAAUGCGGAAAAAGUCUACCUAACUAAACGUGAUGCUGUUGAAAAAAGUUUACAACAGCUAGCUGAUGAUGCGGUUGAAUUAGGUAAAAAGGAUCCCGAAUUCAUAAAAACAGAUCCAUGGUUAAGCCAAUUGGACUGGUCACUUCCUUCAUCACGCUCGAAAAAACUUCCGGGAUAUCCAAAUUGGUACCGUGACAAUUAUUGCAAUAAGAAAUGUAAACUUAAAAUCACGCCUAAAUCACGUAUAGCACCUUUAUUAUUGAGAUUAAAAUGGCAGGAUUUUCCACUAUAUUAUUCAAGGAAUUAUGGAUGGACGUAUCGGGUACCAAGGGACGCUGAUUAUCAAACAACUGCGAAAGAAUGCAAAUUUUCACGAGAUGAUUUAUCAGAAACUGAAAUUAAUAAUGAAGAUGUAGAAAAUAUUCAUAAAAACGCGAAUGAAAAGAAAAAAGGGUCCCCAAAGAAAAAAUCAAAUACGAAAUCAAAACUAUUAAAGGAUGACUUUGAGCUAUUUGCUAAUGAUCAAAGUGGAAAAUAUUAUCGUGUUCCACAUAAAGAUGGCUUAGAAGCGAAAUGUUUAUUACCUCUUGCAAAACAUUAUAUUGCUUUAUUUGAGAAAGGUGUUUUAACUUCUGAACAUAAAGUGGCGAAAGAUGCACUUACUAUGAAUGCGAAUUGUUCUUAUUGGAUAAGUUCCCGAGAAAGGAUACGGAAACAAAUGGUCAUAUAUGAGGAUCAUCCCAAUAUUAUGAAAAAUAUGGGAUUCGAAUCUGACAAUGAAAAGAAAGUUGGAAUGAUCUUACCACAAACUGUAACGAUGGGGACCAUAACGCGUCGCGCCGUUGAGAACACAUGGAUGACAGCUAGUAACGCAAAAAAGGAUAGGAUAGGGUCAGAGCUUAAAGCUAUCAUUCAAGCCCCCAAAGGAUAUAAAAUUAUUGGAGCUGAUGUGGAUUCUGAAGAGUUGUGGAUAGCAAGUUUGAUAGGAGACUCACAAUUUGGAUUUCAUGGUUCAACUGCAAUGGGUUGGAUGACAUUGCAAGGAAAUAAAGCUGCCGGUACAGACCAACAUUCCAGAACCGCGAAUAUUUUAAAGAUUUCACGAUCUGAUGCAAAAGUAUUUAACUAUGGCCGAAUUUAUGGAGCCGGUUUGAAAUUUGCAAUUCAAUUAUUAAAACAAUUCAACGAGACAAUGGGAGAUUCCCAAGCUAAAGAGCGUGCAAAUGAUUUAUAUAAUCACACGAAAGGUAAAAAAUUUUAUGCCAGAGGUAAGAUCAAAUCUCCCUAUGAACUUUUUUGGUACGGAGGAAGUGAAAGUUAUAUGUUUAAUAGGCUAGAAGAGAUUGCAACAGAUGAAAAUCCUCAAACGCCAGCGUUAAGAUGUGGUAUAACUGAAGCGCUAAAAGGAAAUAUCGUUCACAAUCAUUAUAUGACAUCUCGAGUAAAUUGGGUGGUUCAAUCAUCUGGUGUCGAUUAUCUUCAUUUACUUUUGGUAUCUAUGCAGUAUCUGAUGGAAAAGUAUAAAAUUGAAGGAAGAUUUAUGUUAUCGGUUCAUGACGAAGUUAGGUUUCUCGUUAAAGAAACCGACAGUUAUCGUGCAGCACUAGCUCUUCAAAUAAGCAAUUUUUGGACGCGCGCUAUGUUUAGUUACAUGUUGGGAAUAAAUGAUUUACCCAUGUCAGUCGCAUUCUUUUCAGCGGUUGACAUUGAUCAUGUCCUGCGAAAAGAAGCUGAUUCAAGUUGUAGAACUAUUUCUUAUGAUACCGAAAUUGAGGAUGGAGAAAGUUUAACAAUACAUGAACUACUUAAGCAUAAAAGUUCACUAAUACCGCCCGAUGAAAACGAUCGGAAUAACGGAGACGAUUAUAGUGAAUUUCAUAAUGACAAAGUCAAUUAUAAUGAAAAUGAGUUACUUUUACUGAACCCGUGUAAAGCUGCUAAAGACAAAGAAUAUUUAACAAUUCAAGGAUUAUCAAGUGAAGAGGAGGUCGAGAAUUUAAUAUCGAAGAACCACCCAAGGAUCAGUAGAUUUAAACUCAAAAAUGGACGGCAGUUCAACCUUAGGACACUGUAA